CGGGACGAGGCGGGGGAGUCUCUGGGCUCCCCCUUCGAUGUCCCGGUCACCAUCACCCCGGACAAGCUGCAGCUGGUCUGCAAUGCCCUCCUGCAGAAGGAGGAGCCAGUGCCUCUGGCCUUCUUUGUCCACGAUGCCGAGAUCGUGGCAUCACUGGAGAAGACCCUGGCAGGGCAGAGCGUGGAGACAGAGAAGGUCCUGGACACCUCCCCCCAGCCACAGGCGGUGUUCAGGGUGCGGGCAGUCACCCGCUGCACCAGCUCGCUCGAGGGGCACACUGAGGCCGUCAUCUCCGUGGCCUUCAGCCCCACGGGAAAGUACCUGGCGAGUGGCUCUGGAGACACCACUGUCCGCUUCUGGGACCUCAGCACGGAGACACCACAGUUCACAGCCAAAGGUCACCGGCACUGGGUGCUCAGCAUCGCCUGGUCGCCUGAUGGCAAGAAGCUGGCCUCGGGCUGCAAGAACAGCCAGAUAUUUGUGUGGGACCCAGCCACGGGCGGUCAGAUCGGGCGGGUGCUCGCUGGCCACUCCAAAUGGAUCACGUGUCUGUGCUGGGAACCACUCCACAUAAACCCGGAGUGCCGCUACCUGGCGAGUGCCUCCAAGGACGGCAGCAUCCGCAUCUGGGACACGCUGAUGGGCAGGUGUGACAAAAUCCUCACCAGCCACACGCAGUCGGUGACGUGCGUGAAGUGGGGGGGCGAUGGCUUGCUCUACUCCUCCUCCCAGGACAGGACCAUCAAAGUCUGGAGGAGCCAGGACGGCGUCCUCUGCCGCACCUUGCAGGGCCACGCUCACUGGGUGAACACCAUGGCCCUCAGCACGGACUACGUUCUCCGCACUGGUGCCUUUGAACCCGCUGAAGCCACCAUCAACCCACAGGAUGUGAGUGGCUCCUUGGCAGAACUGAAGAAAAGGGCACAGCAGAGGUAUGAUCAAGUCAGGGGUCAGGAACCAGAAAGGCUUGUCUCAGGGUCAGAUGAUUUCACACUGUUUCUUUGGAGACCAGCAGAAGACAAGAAGCCACUGGAGAGAAUGACAGGCCACCAGGCAUUGAUUAACCAAGUCCUCUUCUCGCCAGACACCCGGAUCAUAGCCAGCGCUUCCUUCGACAAGUCCAUAAAGCUCUGGGACGGGAGGACAGGAAAGUACCUGACGUCGCUGAGAGGGCACGUCUCGGCCGUGUACCAGAUCGCCUGGUCAGCCGACAGCCGCUUGCUGGUGAGCGGGAGCAGUGACAGCACACUGAAGGUCUGGGACACCAAGAUGAAGAAACUGGCUAUCGAUCUUCCUGGCCAUGCAGAUGAGGUAUAUGCAACGGACUGGAGCCCAGACGGACAGAGAGUAGCGAGUGGUGGCAAGGAUAAGUGUUUGCGGAUGUGA
Mesitornis unicolor (brown roatelo) is the source of this 1386-nucleotide messenger RNA. It is a transcript of the gene NLE1, whose product is annotated as notchless homolog 1 (Drosophila). Lineage: Eukaryota; Metazoa; Chordata; Aves; Mesitornithiformes; Mesitornithidae. Gene Ontology annotation, cellular component: nucleolus. Gene Ontology annotation, molecular function: protein binding. Gene Ontology annotation, biological process: Notch signaling pathway; ribosomal large subunit assembly. The record is from RefSeq and is a predicted model, not a curated record.